AUGGCCGCAGGUCCCCUUAUUAACCGCCUGCAAGACCUCACUGCAGCUGUUCGUCCGUCGAUCGCAAUUGCGGGACUGCUGGUGGUGUUUUUGACACUCUGGUCUGCGCUCUCGACAUGGAGACAGUAUAAUCGACUGAGCAACUUCAAGGGGCCUCGUCUAGCUGCGGUUUCGAAAUGGUGGUUAAUAACGAGGGUCGGAGGUGGUAGAGCGUACUUGGACUUUUGGGAGGUUACAAAGAAAUAUGGUUCAAUCGCUCGUGUCGGACCCAACGAUCUCGUCACCGACGACCCCGAAUUAAUGAGGCACAUCCUCAACGUCCGCACCGAAUACCGUCGCUCGGAUUGGUACGAUGGCAUGCGUUUCAACCCCGGCAGCAACAACAUCCUCUCGUGGCGCGAUGAGGACGAGCACUUCAAGCUUCGCUCCAAAAUGUCCGCUGGCUACGGCGGUCGCGAGGUGCAAGACCUGGAGCCCAAGAUCGACAAGAACAUCCUCGCAUUUAUACAGCUCCUGAGGAGAUACGCCGAUAACAACAAGCCGGUUGACCUAGGACGUCGCGCUCAAUUCUUUACACUAGAUGUCAUUUCGGAUUUGGCUUUUGGCGAGCCGUUUGGCUUCCUGGAGACGGACUCAGAUGUGUACAAGUACAUCCAGAUCACAGAAGAGACGCUGCCUUCGGUCAUGGUUACCACUGUUGUUCCUUGGCUGGUCAAGGUCUUGAGCUCGCCUCUGUUCAAGAAGCUUUUGCCUUCGGAGAAAGAUCGACUUGGUUUUGGGAAAUUGAUGGGUGUUGCCGGCUCAGACACAACAGCCACAGCAAUCCGCUCUACCAUGCUGCAUAUCAUCACCAACCCCCAAGUCUACGCCAAACUCCGCGCUGAGAUCGCCAACACCACUUACACAGAAUCCAUCAUCCCUGAUUCUUUAGGUCGCGAACUCCCCUACCUACAAGCCGUUAUCAAAGAAGGCCUGCGCAUCUUCCCUCCCGUCGCUGGCCUCAUGGCCAAGCAAGUCCCACCGCAGGGAGACACCUGGAAGGGCCAGUUCAUCCCAGGCGGCACAAAGAUAGGCUACUGCGCGUGGGGAAUCUUCCGCCGCGAGGAUAUCUGGGGCUCCGACGCGGGGGAGUUUCGUCCUGAGCGGUGGCUUGAGAGUGAGGGUGAGAAACUCAAAGAGAUGGAGAGUGCCUUGGAGUUGAUCUUUAGUUAUGGGCGGUGGCAGUGUUUGGGGCGGCCGGUGGCUUUGAUGGAGUUGAACAAGGUCUAUGUUGAGUUACUCCGCCGGUUUGACUUUUCGAUUUGUGAUCCUACGAAUCCUUGGAAGGUGUUCAACUGCGGUAUUUUCUCGCAGUCUGAGCUCAUGGUGCGGAUUCAACCCAGAGAGUGA
Molecule: messenger RNA, 1389 nt
Organism: Fusarium sp. VM40
Lineage: Eukaryota; Fungi; Ascomycota; Sordariomycetes; Hypocreales; Nectriaceae
Source: the annotation of a GenBank genome assembly